This is a messenger RNA of Protopolystoma xenopodis, 288 nucleotides long. Lineage: Eukaryota; Metazoa; Platyhelminthes; Monogenea; Polystomatidea; Polystomatidae. The record is from the annotation of a GenBank genome assembly.
AUGCACAAGUUACUGAUGCAUCCAAUAUCCACAUCGCAAAUCCCUCAUGGUUCUCCCAUUGCCGAUCAGACAGGAUUCGACAAGGGCCAUCUGCCCGGCAUUAAUUCACUUAUUGUAGAUCCAUUUUUCGCCACUCCUGCCCAAAGGGAUCGACUGGAUGCUGAAUUCUGGUUUCUCCGGCGCCUUGCUGAAGCCGCUAUGCUAGCCGGCUUUCGUGAAAGCCCUCUUGAUCUAAUGACCGAGGCAUGUCGUCCCGCUAGGCGGGGCGGACCUUCCGUGAGUAAUUAG